AUGACAUUUACUCCGCUGAGCAUUAAAGCAGCAGGGCAUGAUGGACCCAUGCAAAAUGACGAUGGCUCCUUAUUUAUCAAACCAGCAAACGAUCAAGAAAUACAGUUUUACAAUGAAACUCAGAAUAAAUCCCUUGAACUAGGGGAUGACGUUCCAUACGGAAGCUCCCUGGCAGAUUGGAUGCCCCAGUAUAUUGGCGUUCUAUAUCCCGGUGCUUCAAAUGAUUUAAUUGAAGAGACCAAUGGAACAAUUGAUGAAAAGUUGUUGACGAAAGCCACCAAUACAUUGGAAAUUGAGGGAGAAAAUAAAAAGUAUCUUAUAUUAGGUAAUGUCCUGCACGGUUUCUCCCAACCAAGUGUUUUGGAUAUAAAGCUAGGAUCAAUUUUAUAUGAUGAAGGUGCAAAACCCGAGAAAGUCGAACGUAUGAAGAAAGUUUCUAGAACUACUACAAGUGGUACUUUAAAAUUCCGGAUCGCAGGAAUGAUGAUCCCUGAUUCCUUUCACGAGAAACUUCCACUCACAAAUUUAGGGUUUAAUAUAGCGGAAGUCUGUAGCUCUACAUACAAGAAUGGGUACUUGACUUUUGACAAGUACUUUGGCAGAAGGUUAACCAAGGAAACGGUAGACGAAGGACUCAAGCUAUUUUUUCGAUACAACAAACUCCCAGAAACAGUGCAAAAUAUAAUAAUUAGAAACUUCCACUCACGUCUACAAUUACUUUACAAUUGUUUGUUGGAUGAAGAAGUUCGGGUAGUGUCAGGCUCGUUGUUUUUUGUAUUUGAGAAUGAUAUUAGCAGAUGGGAAAAAGCUGGUUUUGAGGAUCCAGUGAUAGUAGCUCCUACAAUUUCAGAGGAUGAGGAAGAAGAUGAGGAAGAAUAUGAAAACAGAGACGGGUCCUUGAAAGAAGGAACCAAUUCCCCAUUAAGUUGUUUAAAGUUUAUAGAUUUUGCGCAUGCAAGGUACACACCCAAUGAAGGAUACGAUGAAGAGGUUGUCUCUGGUAUAGAAAACCUUUUUUCUAUUAUAGAGAAGAUAUAA
Messenger RNA from Pichia kudriavzevii, 1038 nucleotides. RefSeq lists its product as uncharacterized. Gene Ontology annotation, cellular component: nucleus; cytoplasm. Gene Ontology annotation, biological process: phosphatidylinositol phosphate biosynthetic process; inositol phosphate biosynthetic process. The transcript has a single exon. Gene Ontology annotation, molecular function: inositol-1,4,5,6-tetrakisphosphate 3-kinase activity; inositol hexakisphosphate kinase activity. Lineage: Eukaryota; Fungi; Ascomycota; Pichiomycetes; Pichiales; Pichiaceae. The record is from RefSeq and is a predicted model, not a curated record. Bases 1 to 1038 code for a protein of 345 amino acids.